Molecule: messenger RNA, 2458 nt
Organism: Purpureocillium takamizusanense
Lineage: Eukaryota; Fungi; Ascomycota; Sordariomycetes; Hypocreales; Ophiocordycipitaceae
Product: Galactonate dehydratase
Exons: 3
Coding region: 1390-2436 (348 amino acids)
Biological process (GO): amino acid catabolic process
Source: RefSeq, a predicted model, not a curated record
AGCAGGCGGCGACGCAGGCGGCGACGCAGGCGGCGGCGGCGGCGGCUAUGACGAAGAAGCCAAGCCGCCGCCGCUACCGAUAUGGGACGUCCGCGGGCUGGGGCCCCUGGCCGACAUGUACAUGCUGGACUUCUUCGCGGCGGCCCUGACGGCCAGCCUGCACCUCCUGCGCGAGGACGCGCCCCUGGCGGACGGCUUCGCGAUCCCGCCGCGGCGCACCAUCCUGGAGACGCUGGAGCUGUGGACCGACAGCUACGCCAGCAGGCAGCAUCGGUCGCUGUGCUUCCGGAGCGGAUACCGCCUGCUCAAGUCGGUGGUCUCCGAGCUGUCGGAGCGCGCCAACAGUUCCGCUGCGAAGCCGUAGCCAUGCUUAUGUAGCGUGUGAAUCUACCAGGGUAAAAAGCAACAAGUCAGGCAGACAUGUUCAGCCUCGUCCCAGUGAUGCAGCCAGGAGUACGAGGUCUUUUGUUGUUGCGCCACGAGCUCGACUCAGCCUCAACUGCAAUGCGUGCCUUGCAUCUAUGUCAUGUGUGACAACCACCCAUUUGAUCCUCCACAGGGCAUCCCUGCCGGCACUCAGGGGGGAGGGCAUCGGACGCACGUCGCCGGAGCCGGGCCGAUGCGCGCCAAUGACAACAGGCCGGGCCCCCUCCUCUCCGGCGGUCCAGCCUCACUCAGUCCCCCGCGCCGGUUACGGAGCGGGGCCGGGGCCUGCGUAUCUGGUCGUCCGUGGGGGGUCGUACGUAGUCCGAUAUAUGAACCCCGCCCCUCGCUGGCCGGCAGAUGGUGAUGUUACUCUCACCCAACGGAAGCUGCUGCCGCUGCCGCCGCAACCCUCUUCCCGCCCUUGGUUCCUUUCUGCUCACUCAUAAACUCGCACGACGCACACACUCUGCGCCUGUGCCAGACACACAACACAGCCCAGCCCAACCUUGCUUUGCUUCAAACAGCGCUCUCUACCGGCUAAUAUCGAGACCAGCCCGAGACGGGGGCGACCAAGUCUCUCUCUCUCUCUCUCUCUCUCUCUCUCUCUCUCUCGUAUCCGUGCGUGCGUGCGUGCGCCAUCAACCAUGGGCAAAAUCGCCAGCAUCGAGUACUUCCGCGUCCCGCCGCGCUGGCUCUUCGUCAAGAUCACCGACGAGGACGGCCGCGCGGGCUGGGGCGAGGCCUCGCUCGAGGGCCACACGCAGGCCGUGGAGGGCUGCCUGGAUGCCUGGGCCGCGCAGUACACGGGGCUGGAGGCUGAGUGCGUGACCUUUCCCACAUACAUACCCACCGAUCCUGGUGGUGAUGAUGCCCCGUCUAUGCCUAGACGACAGCCUCUGACUGACUGUUGCCCCUAUUUAAUCUCUCUUUCUGCGUGUCAGUGACAUUGAGCACAUCUGGCAAAUGUCCUGGCGCAAGUCGUUUUACCGCGGCGGGCCCGUCCUGAUGAGCGCGCUCGCCGGCAUCGACAUUGCGCUUUGGGACUUGAAAGCGCGCAAGCUCAACGUCCCCAUCUACCAGCUCCUCGGCGGCAAGCUGCGCUCCAAGCUCAAGGUCUACGCCUGGAUCGGCGGCGACCGGCCGAACGACGUCGAGGCACAAGCGUCCGCCCGCAAGGCGCAGGGCUUCACGGCCGUCAAGAUGAACGCCACCGGCGACGUCGGGUGGCUCGACUCCCCCUCGGCGCUCUCCUCGUGCGUCGCGCGCGUCUCCGCCGUGCGCUCCCUGGGGCUCGACGCGGCCGUCGACUUCCACGGGCGCCUGCACCGGCCCAUGGCGAAGCAGCUCGCCGCGCGGCUGGCGCCCCUGCAGCCGCUCUUCAUCGAGGAGCCGCUGCUGAGCGAGCACGUCGAGGGGAUCCGCUCGCUCUCGCAGGCUUCCUUUAGCGGCAGUGGCGGAGUAGGAGCAGGAGCAGGUGGAAACGGAGGAGGAGCAUACGGACCCGUCCCCAUCGCGCUGGGCGAGCGCCUGCACUCCCGCUGGGACCUCAAGCCGUUCCUCGAGCCGGCGUGCUGCAUCGACGUGCUGCAGCCCGACGUGUGCCACGUGGGCGGCAUCUCGGAGCUGCGUCGCAUGGCCACCAUGGCGGAGGCGUACGACGUGGCGCUGGCGCCGCACUGCCCGCUGGGACCCCUGGCCCUGGCCGCGUGCAUGCAGGUGGACGCCGCGGCCGCCAACUUUGCCAUCCAGGAGAUGAGCCUGGGCAUCCACUACAACACGGCCGCCGCCGCCGCCGCAGGAGGAGGAGAGGGGGGUUACGAUCUGCUCGACUACCUGGCGGAGGGGAGUCGCGACGUGUGGCGCGUGGAGGACGGGUACGUGCGGCUGAUGGACGGGCCGGGUCUGGGGAUAGAGAUUGACGAGGGGAAGGUGAGAGAGGCGAGUCGCGGCGCGGCGGCGUGGGUGAGCCCAGGGUUCUUUGGGCCGGGGGGCGAGCUGAGGGAGUGGUGAUGCGCGUGCAGACGUUGAGGAG